This is a messenger RNA of Peromyscus eremicus (cactus mouse), 1898 nucleotides long. It is a transcript of the gene Shisa9, whose product is annotated as shisa family member 9. Gene Ontology annotation, cellular component: dendritic spine membrane; AMPA glutamate receptor complex; postsynaptic membrane. NCBI's taxonomy places the organism in Eukaryota, Metazoa, Chordata, Mammalia, Rodentia, Cricetidae. Gene Ontology annotation, biological process: regulation of AMPA receptor activity; regulation of short-term neuronal synaptic plasticity. Bases 1 to 1275 code for a protein of 424 amino acids. The transcript has 5 exons. The record is from RefSeq and is a predicted model, not a curated record.
AUGCGCCGAGUCCUCCGGCUACUCCUCGGCUGCUUCCUCACCGAGCUGUGCGCCCGCGUAUGCCGGGCGCAGGAGAGAGCUGGGCACGGGCAGCUGGCGCAACUGGGCGGCGUGUUGCUGCUCACAGGGGGUAACCGCUCCGGGGCCGCCUCCGGAGAGGCCGGCGAGGGCGUCGGGGGCUCGGACGCACCGCCGACUCGGGCGCCCACGCCGGACUCCUGUCGGGGCUACUUCGAUGUCAUGGGCCAGUGGGACCCGCCGUUCAACUGCAGCUCGGGCGACUUCAUCUUCUGCUGCGGGACUUGUGGCUUCCGGUUCUGCUGCACGUUUAAGAAGCGGCGAUUGAACCAGAGCACCUGUACCAACUACGACACACCGCUCUGGCUCAACACCGGCAAGCCCCCAGCGCGUAAGGAUGACCCCCUGCACGACCCCACCAAGGACAAGACUAAUCUGAUCGUCUACAUCAUCUGCGGGGUGGUGGCUGUCAUGGUGCUGGUGGGCAUCUUCACCAAGCUGGGGCUGGAGAAAGCGCACCGGCCCCAAAGGGAACACAUGUCCAGAGCCCUUGCGGAUGUCAUGAGGCCACAGGGCCACUGCAACACUGACCACAUGGAGAGAGACCUUAACAUUGUCGUCCACGUGCAGCAUUAUGAGAACAUGGACACAAGAACCCCCAUAAAUAACCUCCAUACCACCCAGAUGAACAAUGCAGUGCCCACUUCUCCUCUGCUCCAGCAGAUGGGACACCCACAUUCAUACCCCAACCUGGGCCAGAUUUCUAAUCCAUAUGAACAGCAGCCUCCAGGCAAAGAGCUCAACAAGUAUGCUUCCUUAAAGGCAGUCGGAAAUUCUGAUGGUGACUGGGCAGUGGCGACGCUUAAGUCACCAAAAGCUGACAAGGUCAAUGAUGACUUCUACACCAAGCGAAGGCACCUGGCGGAGCUGGCUGCCAAGGGAAAUCUCCCUUUGCACCCUGUCAGAGUGGAAGAUGAGCCCCGGGCCUUCAGCCCAGAGCAUGGGCCUGCCCAGCAGAAUGGACAGAAGUCUCGAACCAACAAGAUGCCCCCUCAUCCCCUGGCCUACAACUCUACUGCCAACUUUAAGACCUGGGACCCCAGUGACCAAUCUCUCCGGCGACAGGCUUAUGGCAACAAGGGCAAGCUUGGCAUAGCUGAGUCAGGCUCUUGCGACCCCUUGGGGACUCGCACCCAGCAUUUCCCACCCACACAGCCAUACUUCAUCACCAACAGCAAAACAGAAGUGACUGUCUGAGCUUUCACUUCAGGGAGUACCCUGGAGACCAUACUCAACUGAGAGAGGCAAAAAAUACCAUCCCACCUAUACCUCCCUGGUCUUGCCCAAACCCCCAGCAGACACACACACUCCGUUCUACAGGAACCAACCACAGACCUACUCGUGAUAUGGAAUCAUGCUUUUCCUGGGUCAUGCCUAAUAUGCUCCAGCAGGCAGCUGAGCAAGACCGAAGCAUGGACAUUCAGCAAUACAGGAGAGGGGAAACUUUAAGCUUCAGGCCCAAAUUGUGGGGGCUCAUUUUCCUUUUCCCCCUAAACUGGAAACUGAAAUCCAUUAUAACAAAUAUAUAUAAGUAGCACAAUUUAGACAAACUGCCCCUGGAGCACACUCCCCAUGUUCUCUCUUUCCCGGUAAAAGGAAGAGGGUGGGCACACAGGCAGGGGUAGCUUCAGAGUGCUUGGGGAAGAAUUUGUUCCCAUCACAAGCAUUUCCUAGUCCCAAGAAGUGAUGCAAACACAGAAUAGUGAUGCGUGUGAGGCAGUAAUGGACCCUAAGCAUUACACCGAUGGGACUUUGCAUACCAUGGAAGCUGAAAGCAAAAAAACUCACAAAGUAAAUAUUCUCUAACCCCACUGUCAGCG